This is a messenger RNA of Helianthus annuus (common sunflower), 1682 nucleotides long. Its product is annotated as F-box protein At5g46170. Bases 137 to 1267 code for a protein of 376 amino acids. The record is from RefSeq and is a predicted model, not a curated record. Gene Ontology annotation, molecular function: protein binding. NCBI's taxonomy places the organism in Eukaryota, Viridiplantae, Streptophyta, Magnoliopsida, Asterales, Asteraceae. The transcript has 3 exons.
UCUCUCUCUCUACAUGUUUAUCCCAAGACGCACAAUCUUUGUUUCUCUCUCCUCAUCUCCUCCCACCAUUUCCCCUCCUUGAUUUCAGUGUUCCUUCCCAGAUCGAUCCCCUUCCACCUUCACCUUCACCUUCACCAUGUCUACCUGCAAAUUCCAAAUCCACCCUGAACCACUCGACCUCUUCGACCUCAUCCCCGACUCCAUCCUCCUCUUAAUCCUCAACAACAUCGCCGAUGUCAAAACCCUAGGCCGCUGCUCCCUUCUUUCCAAACGCUUUCAUUCCCUAGUCCCUCAGGUCCAAAACGUCCUCGUUCGCGUCGACUGCGUCAUCUCUGAUGAUGACUCCACCUCCUCCUCCUCCUCCGCCUCCGAUAAGUCCCGAGGAGGAGGACCCUUUUCCUCUCUUCUCCGCCUUCUUGUUGGUGGAAUUGUUAAACCCAUUCAAGCGAUUGGACAGCUUUUAGGUCCUAAGAGAUCCACCAUUUUGGCACCCUCACCGUCUUCAGCCUUAUCUGUUAAUAAUAACAACACUAGUGGUGAUGAUGAACAACAUUCAGAUGGAGUUACUCAUCAUUCACCAACACAAGUGCUCAAAAACUUUGACGAGAUAAAGUUUCUCAAAAUCGAGCUUCCGAGUGGUGAAUUAGGUAUAGAAGAUGACGUGUUGUUGAAAUGGAGGGCGGAUUUCGGAUCUACACUUGAUAAGUGUGUGAUUCUUGGUGCAUCUUCAGUGAUCCAUCCCCAAAUUGUUGCAUCCGGUAACGUCAUGAAUGAUGGUGGAGAUGAUAACGGGAGUAUACCAGAGUCGUUUUACACCAACGGUGGGUUGAAGUUGCGCGUGGUGUGGACGAUAAGCUCGUUGAUAGCAGCUUCAGCGCGGCAUUACUUGCUGCAACCGAUAAUUUCGGAGCAUAAGACGUUGGACAGUUUGGUUUUGACGGAUGUGGAGAGACAAGGGGUGUUGUGUAUGAAUAAAGAGCAGUUGGAGGAGUUGAGGGUGAAGCCGUUGUCGGCUUCUUCGGCUUCGAAGAGGACGUUGGUGCCUGCGUUGAAUAUGAAGCUUUGGUAUGCGCCGUAUUUGGAGUUGCCGAACGGAAGUGUGUUGAAAGGGGCUACAUUGGUGGCGAUUAGGCCGAGUGAGCAAGCGGGUCAGAAGGAUGUUUCAGAUGGGUCGUGGGUUUCGUCUGCGUUUGAGGAGCCUUAUGGAACUGCUGCUAGGAUGUUGGUUAAACGGAGAACUUAUUGCCUUGAGAUGAAUUCCUUUUGAGUUUUCAUGGCGACAUAAAGGCGUUCACUUUUAUGAUGGAUGUUGGAGUUGAAGAUUCUUGAAGGCAAUGGAAACACACAAUUUUGUUAUGUAUGUUAUAUAGAUGAGCUUUGAUGGUGCAAAUGUUACUUGCCUGAAGUGAGAGAGAGAAGAAGAUUGCUGCAUUUGGUUAUUCGACUGAUGUUUGGUGUCGGGUAUGUUUAACUUUAUGUAUGUAAUAAAAAUAUAUGAAAUGUUUAAAAAGGUGAAUAUUUACAGGUAUGAAACAUAGCAGUGAGUGUGUAGAUGUGGGUAUAAUGUAAAAUCAUUCAGUAAUAUUAAACUCAAACUGCCUUUCUUGUGAAUAAGUUUUGAAAUUUACCCCUCUACUUGUAAGGUCCCCUAUCGAUCAAUGAUUCGCGAGUUGUUUGUGCUC